CAAACACUGUUUCUUAAUCCUGUUUUGUUUGUUGCUGGUUUCAAGUCAAAGUCAAAGACUCGUAAACUGACCAAAGCUCAGAGGGCGAAGCAGCAGGAGGAGGAGGAGGAGAGGCGUCUGCGAGAGGAAGAGGAAGCAAAGGUGCAAGCUGAGAAAGAUGAGCAGGAUAGAUUGCAGAGAGAGAGGAAGGAGGAGGAGCGAAAGAGGCUCGAGUUAAAGGACCUGGAGCGCAGAGAAGACGAGCUGAUCGAACUCCGCCACCGACUGGAGGAUAAUCAGACUGCAGUCCUCAAAUGGAAAAAGGAUGCUGUGGAGAAAGCCCAGUGGGAGAGAUACAUAAGUUGUAGCCGUAUCCCAGACCCAUCAGUACAGCGGGAUAUUAACACGCUCAUCAGCCUAAGUAAAGAUGAUCCAGAGGUCAACAUCACACACGUGCUCGAGCAAAGCAGCAUCCAUCUACAGCUGAUGGAGGGGCUGGAGGAUCUGCUCAGAGAUGCUACAGAUCAACGAGAGGCCCAGAAGUAUGAGGAGAGUCUCUGUAAUUUGCUGGAGCUCAUCCACGCCAAACACCUCCUCGCCACUGAGGAGAUCCUCAAGGAGGCCAAUAAGAACAUCGACACCGAGACAGACAACAUGCAGACUGUGGUCAGCGAUGACAACGUCACACUCUGUCUCUGGGCCAACCUCAAGUAUAAUACAAGUUUGUUUCGGAAUGAAUCGGCUCUGUUCACCGCGGCUACACAAGAAAGAGUGAGGUUUAAAGGUGUAAACUAUGGAGAGGCGGGCCCGAGCUUUAUUCUUCCUAAAGUGCUGUCUCAGAGCAAUAUCGCGAUACGGAUCCUCCACACGCGGUACGACCACCUGUCCCUGCUGGCCAGGAUGGCUCCCCUGAGAAUACACACACCCAGCCACAGGUCUCUUGCAGGUGGCAAGGUGCAGUCCAUCCAAGGGUUGGAUGAGAGUACGAGUGCAGCCAGUCUCCAGUCGAUGAGGACCAGUGCUAAGGAAGGCCGAGGGAGCCAGAUAGAGACACAGGUGGCGGUGCUAGAUGCUGACUCGACUUGCCCCCCGGAGCAGCCCCCGCCGCCGGACUGCAGCGAGCGUGUCCAGGUGGUGGACUUAAUGCAGUACACCCCGCUAGGUGGGGUCUUCUACUAUGACGCGUUUCAACUCCCGCGACAAGCCUUCAAAAACGGUGGCUGGGAAUUUAGACAGGUGUUGGACAACGGACUCCAAGUGUUCCCCUACCCCAUGGAGACGUCCAACUCGGCUGAAGGCGAAGCCUGCCCUCCUGUUGGGGUGUCUGUGAUGCUGCCCGACUCCGUUGUCUUCCUGGAAACUCCCCAAGUGGCUCGCUGGGAUGCUGCGGGGAAGCAGUGGAGGAUGGACGGCAUCACCGACGUGUGUUACGAGGAGGCGGAGGCCAAAAUCUCCUUCAGUAUGGACUCCUUCCACGCCUUUGUGCUGAUGCAGGACACUUACGCCAACCUUCCCUUCCAGAGCUGGGAGCUCAGGCCACUGGGCCAAGACUCGGCUAUCUUCACCAUCAACGGGGCUCCCGUCGACCUCAGCAUCACGAUCCAUGAUAAUCAGUGUAUGUUGCAGUCGGAGCGAGAGAGAGGUCUCGCUCACCUCUUGGGGAAGUGGAUGAGCGGCCCCGUCCUGCAGAGAGCCAUGCUCAACGCGGGGGUCAACAUCUUUGUCGGCGAGCACACGGACCAAUACGUCGCCACCUGCGGGAAGGACCCCCUCACAGAGCACCCUGCCUACCAGCAGAUGGCCCUCCUCGCCUCUGCCUGCGCCUUCUCAUGGAGCAAGUGGAACGGCAAAUGUGGGGCUGAGCACGUUGUCAUGCAGGUGUGUGAGCACCACGGCCCGGCCCCGGUGCCGAAAGACUCGUGGAGUCUCUACCGGCUCGGUGCUCAGAGGACUCAGAAGCUGGAGAUCGCAGAGGAGAGCGAGGCGUUCUCUCCAGACCAUUACCCAGGAGUUGAGUUUCACUCCACCUUCUUCCACAUGCUCCAGGACAACAUGAGCCCUGAAGGCAUCGCCAGGACCAGACUGUCCCACUAUCUGUUUGUGGAUACCGUCCACAGCCUGCUCUCCGCCACCAGACCCCUGAUGUACUCAUAACCUGUGGGAGAUUAACUUGGGGGCUCUUAAAAAUACAAAAUAAAUGUA
Messenger RNA from Pseudoliparis swirei, 2181 nucleotides. RefSeq names its product dynein axonemal intermediate chain 7 (gene dnai7). Gene Ontology annotation, molecular function: microtubule binding; beta-tubulin binding. The annotation marks the transcript as partial. The transcript has 15 exons. Lineage: Eukaryota; Metazoa; Chordata; Actinopteri; Perciformes; Liparidae. The record is from RefSeq and is a predicted model, not a curated record. Gene Ontology annotation, cellular component: axoneme.